CUCCAGCGUGGUGGUGGAAGUGUUUGGAGUUUGCCAUUAACAAGAACUCGGAGAAUACAGAACUACGGCCACCUGGCAACUUCUGGGGCCAUCAAAACACCCUCCAACCCGAAAAAUGAUAAUGAAAUACACUUUAAAAUCUGCUGGGAAGACGCAGGAGUUGGCGUUAAAGUGACUUUUUGAAACUGAACCUGCUUUUUCGUCCGACUACGGGCUAAAAUAUCUCAACAUCUUCACAAAGAAACUUUGCUCGCUAGGCUGCUAACUCGCACGCAAGUCAGAAAAAAGUAUAAUAGCCGAAUUCGUAACCACGGUUAAACGCGUCAUAUUUCGAGCUUUUCUGCGUCAACUUUUUCAGGUUACUUAGAAAUGCUGUGCAUGCGAUUUUAGACUGAAAUUUGUAACGGUUUCGAAUAGUCAUCAUCACAGGAGGAAGAGUUGCAGCAGGGAAUUUGGCAAGCCAUUACCAGCGCCCCCCACAUAUCUACCAGGCAGGACAGCCACGGCUAAUUACAGGUAUAGGAGCUAAGUGGUCCUAGAUUUGUUACUGUAAACAUGUCUGGCCGAAGUGGAGCUGGACACGCAAGAUCUACUGCUUUGGGCCCGCAGCCCCUCAAGGCGACCGUUCCCUUUAGGCUUGCCAGCAAACCCCGAUCAAGCCGGAGAGAUGGGAAGUCAGCUGGAAAGGCCAAAUCACAUCAGCUGAGCUCAGGCAUGAGGCGGACGAUGUCCCUCGACGCCAUCAUCGGGCCAUACCUGCAGGGGCACUGGCCAAAAGACCCUGAGAACCAGAGCAGUCUGUCUCGCAAGGACAAAUCCACCCAGACUCCAGACUCGUGGGCAGAUAAAUCCCAGGGCAGAAGAGGUAGCAGCAGCCACAAACGUUCAGCUUCUUGGGGCAGCGCUGAACAUCUACGUGAGAUUGCAAAACUAAAACAACAACUCCAGCAGUGCAGCAAACCUGCAGUCUCUGGGGGCCAUGACAGAGACCGUCAGUGUAGUUAUCCACAUGGGACCUGUAGCCCAGGAGCUACCCAGACUCAGCCAACUCCCAUCCCCCUCACUCCCCUGUCUACACUGGUCCCCCGACUGCGCUGCAGUGUGGAGGGCCUCAAUCAGGAGCUGGAAGGCAUGUUCAUCAGCCAGCCACCGCUCCCACAGCAUACACUCCUCGAGGUUCCAGACGGUCACCGUGCUCCAGUCCCUCUGCACAGCUGCAGAAGUGGAUCUCAAAGUGACUGCGCCAUUACUCCACUGUCCUCAUCUUCCUCCUCUUCCUCACCCUGCUCCUCCCCCAACUACAUCUACACCUCCCAACCCAGCUCUGUAGACACUUCUCUGGACCCUCACCAAGGUCUUAUAGACUUUGCAGAGAUGAGCCUCUUGUCUCCGUUGUCCUCCCAGAAUGAGGCUGACCUCUCCCUGCCUCUGCUGAUCUCCUCCUCUCCAGGGCCAAACAAAAGUUGCUGCUUCCAGAGGGAGCCUCCAGAGGGCUGCGAGAAGGUCAGAGUCUGGGAGGAGAUCAGUGCUCCACACCUACUCAAGCCAGCCCUCGUCUCCUCCUGCCCAGACCCCAACAAGGUCAACUUCACCCCCCAUGGGGGCUCAGCCUUUUGCCCCGUCAGCCUCCUUAAGCCCCUGCUUCCUUCCAUGGACCGGUUAUUCCGCAGUCUUACCGUCUCUCCAUCAGGCAGUUGCCAGGGAGCAUCCUCUGGUAACUGUGCUUCUCCUCCUGACCCUCCAGCAGCUACCACUGUCAUGGGAGAAGGUUCUGGACAAGGCCUUGCUUUCUAAUCACAGCUGCAGCUCUCUGUGGAAAUGAUGAUGCAAAUAUUUAACUGGCUGAGGACGGGUAUGUUUAUGGCUUUUUAGGGAAAGGCUCAUUCCUUUUAUUUAUAGGUAUACAAUAACCUGUUGGAUAAUAACAUUGAUGAGGAAAUAAAUCCAUGAGAAGAGCUUUAUAAGCUAUAGUUUGUGUUUCAAGGUAUGUUGACAUUUUUAAGUUUGGUUCCAACAUUUUACUAUCCAAAGAGAUAUUUUUGGCCAAAAAAUGUUUGUGAGAGACAGAGCUUUGACGUAAAAUGUUGGAUGACUGACCACUUAACAGCACAGCUCUAUUUUCUUUUUCUUAAAUGUUUAUAUCCAAAGCAGCCAUGAUAUACUUUAUUUGUUAACCUGUCACAAUAUCAGGAGUUUGGGUCAAGCAGAAAAACUCCUUCCUGAACUGAGUGUGCUUGUUUUAUAAGUAUUCAGAAAGAUAUUUAUAAGCAACUUGGCUUUGCAUGUCUUGACAAAUCAGUCGGGUACUUUAUAGUUGCUUGAUUUAAAAGGAAAAGACAAUGAAAUCACAUUUUGAUUAUUGUAGACUGAAGGGAAGUUUCCAUUAGUUGAAGCUGGGUAGCAUCCGUACCCGAUGGCUUCAGCUCAUGCAUUCCUGAUUUAAAGUUGUACGUACUUUUUGUUACCUUGUGUACUUAAAAAAAAAAAAAAAAAGAAAAAAAAUGUGUUAG
Molecule: messenger RNA, 2510 nt
Organism: Melanotaenia boesemani (Boeseman's rainbowfish)
Lineage: Eukaryota; Metazoa; Chordata; Actinopteri; Atheriniformes; Melanotaeniidae
Product: protein FAM117A-like
Exons: 8
Coding region: 556-1794 (412 amino acids)
Source: RefSeq, a predicted model, not a curated record